AUGGCGUUACCAAAAGCUGUGAAUUACUUUAUAGCGAUCUAUCUCGUAUGCUCCAUCUUGUACACAUCUUCAUAUCUUUUAGGCUUCAGAAGAAGCCCGUCUCAAAAGAACCAAGUUCCUGAAAUUAGUGUUGCAAGUUUACAGCAACAUUAUCUCGGUAAACAGCAAGUGGAUUGGACAAACUCGCUUGGCCAAGUGGUAGAGUCAACUCCAGAGGAUCUUGUUCUCAGUAAAGUAUUCUCAGAGACGAUGGGCCCAUCCAAAGUGAUUCCAUAUUACUUUAGAGCAACCGAGAACUUUGAUAACGAAGAAGUUACUAUCGCCACCCUGGUUACCUACAACCGUUUCAAGGUGUUGAGUAGGCUCGCUUCUCACUACAAAGGUCCUGUUUCCGUUGCUAUUCAUGUAAACGAUGACGACACCAAGCAAAAGAUAUUGACUGAUUUGCAUCAACUUUACGAAGAAAACGAGGAUCUUAGACGCUACGUUGACCUUCAUCUAGUCGUUGAUAAGUUUGAUCGUCAAUUCAAUAUGUGGCGUAACGUUGCUAAAUUUUUUGCUCGCACCGAUUAUAUCAUGAUGUUGGAUGUCGAUUUCUACCUCUGCACGGAUUUCAGAGAAUCGCUCAAGAAGAACCCUGAAUUGAUGGAAUUGCUGCGAUCCGGUAGAGGCGCUAUCGUUGUACCAGCCUUUGAAUACGUUGAUGAAAAUGACGGCGAAGAUUGGAACGAUUUCCCCAAGAACAAAAAGGAACUGCUCGUCGACGUAGGCACUGAGAGACUUGAUAUGUUCCACAGAGGUUGGAAGCGUGGACACGGCUCAACAAAUUAUGGGAAAUGGUAUAAGCAAACAAAGCCUUACAAAGUCACCGACUACAACUAUUCCUACGAGCCAUAUGUAAUCUUCAAAAAGGAGGGCACUCCCUGGUGUGAUGAACGUUUCGUCGGUUAUGGUGCAAACAAAGCUGCUUGUCUAUUUGAAAUCUUUUUGGCUGGUAUUGAUUACUGGGUUCUUCCUGAUGAUUUCUUGAUUCAUCAAACUCAUCAUUAUCCUGAAGAUACUAGAGCAAAGGAGCGUACAUACAACAAGAAACUUUACGAUUAUUACAGAGAAGAAACCUGUCUUCGAUAUGCUCGUAUGAUGAUUGCAGCGGAUGAAUGGGAAACGACAAAGGCUGCUAAUCUCAAGAAGGAGUGUGGUAGAAUUCGCGGUUUCAACGAUGUUAUCCAAAAGGUUGCAGCAGAACACAACGAAUUAUAA
Molecule: messenger RNA, 1260 nt
Organism: Mucor velutinosus
Lineage: Eukaryota; Fungi; Mucoromycota; Mucoromycetes; Mucorales; Mucoraceae
Exons: 3
Coding region: 1-1260 (419 amino acids)
Biological process (GO): protein O-linked glycosylation via mannose
Molecular function (GO): xylosyltransferase activity; glucuronosyltransferase activity
Source: RefSeq, a predicted model, not a curated record